Messenger RNA from Juglans microcarpa x Juglans regia, 2733 nucleotides. RefSeq names its product scarecrow-like protein 33. Gene Ontology annotation, molecular function: DNA-binding transcription factor activity; sequence-specific DNA binding. NCBI's taxonomy places the organism in Eukaryota, Viridiplantae, Streptophyta, Magnoliopsida, Fagales, Juglandaceae. The record is from RefSeq and is a predicted model, not a curated record. Gene Ontology annotation, biological process: regulation of DNA-templated transcription. Gene Ontology annotation, cellular component: nucleus.
GAGGAUUCGAUUUUACUCCAACACAGUGAUUGCGUCUCUGCUCUGAGUAAAGCUAUUCUCUUUUCAGUCUCGGUCCCAUCUGAUCGUUAUCUGCUCGUCUAUUGCUUCCCGCGGGAAAAACAAAAAACUUGAUGGGUAUCUAAGGUAGUUUAAUGCUUAAUUAGUCCCAGAUUCGCCUUAUUAGUCGUAACCCUGUAAGUCGUCAUGGAUCAAAGUUUUCAUGGUUCGCCCAAUUUCAUACAUGUCGAUGACCUUACUGAUUUCAAUCAGCACCCAAAUCUUCUAAACGACUACGCUUUCAAUGUACCCUCCCCGGACCUUACCUUCCUCGAAAGUCCUCUUCUUAUACCUGACGUGGAAUCCACUGGUUUCGCUCCACCGAUGUCAUUAGGAUCUGCGGCGGAGGCAUAUGCUCCGUCCGCUGCUGCUGGAAGCUUGAGCCCAGCGUCUGUGAUUACGAGUCCAGGGGGCUCCCCCUCCGAUGACAGUGAGUUCUCGGAAACGGUUCUGAAGUUCAUGAGCCAGAUACUUAUGGAGGAGAACAUAGAGGAAAAACCCUGCAUGUUUUACGACCCCUUGGGUCUCCAAAGUACCGAGAAAUCGUUCUAUGAUGCUCUCGGUCGGGAAUACCCUCCUCCCAAUCAUCACCGACUCGUCGAGAGUCCUGGUGAUGUUUUUUCUGGUAGUAGUAGUGAUUACGGUACUAAUAGCAGUACCAGCACAGAUCCUCAGUGGUUCGGUGAUAUUGUGGAGUACAAGUCAUCUUUUCCCCAAGCUACUCUUCCUGGUGAGUAUGUUUUCCAACCCAAUUCGCAGUCCAAUGACGGAUCACAGUUUUUGGUCAGUUCGUCGAACACUCUGUCUAAUACUGGUGAUGGGGUGGAGCUUUUGGCUGAGAACAUUUUUACCGACACUGAAACUAUGUUGCAAUUUAGGAGAGGGUUAGAGGAAGCUAGUAAGUUCCUUCCUAGUGGUAAUCAGUUGGGUAUUGACUUGAAUAGUAGCAUGGUGCAACCACAGUGGAAGGGAGAUGAUCAUAAGGUGGAGAAGGGUCAGGUGAAGAAUUCCCCGGAUGGGUCUAGGGGAAGGAAGAAUCAUGAGAGGGAAGCUAUAGAUAUGGAAGAAGGGAGGAGUAAUAAGCAAUCCGCGAUUUAUGUGGAUAAUGAUGAACUUUCGGAAGUAUUCGAUAAGGUGUUGCUUUCUACUGAUGGACUUGCUUUGCAAUUUUGUAAUGGUGAACCCCCGAAAAAUGGAGCAACGAAGCCCUCACAGAGAAAUGAGCAGCCACAAGGAGGUAUUGGUGGUGGGAAGAGUCGUACAAAGAAACAGGGAAAGACGAAGGAUACAGCUGAUUUGAGGAGUCUCUUGAUUUCAUGUGCACAAGCUGUUUCGACAGGUGACAAUAGAACUGCUAACGAGUUACUGAAGCAGAUUAGGCAGCACUCUUCCCCUUAUGGUGAUGGGUGUCAGAGGUUGGCCCAUUUCAUGGCUAAUGGCCUUGAGGCACGCCUGGCUGGUACUGGCACUGGAACUCAAAUUUUUUAUAGUUCUUUAAGCUCCAAGAAGAUGUCAGCUUAUGAAAUGUUGAAAGCUUACAACGUGCUCCUUUCAGCCUGCCCUUUCAAGAGGAUCUCUCUAUACUUUGCUAACAAAAUGAUUUAUAGGUUAUCAGAGAAAGCAACAAGCAUUCAUAUUAUAGACUUUGGUGUUGGAUAUGGUUUCCAGUGGCCAAUUCUCAUCCACAAACUCUCUAAAAGACCUGGUGGACCUCCCAAGCUACGUAUUACCGGGAUAGAUUGCCCCCUACCUGGAUUCCGGCCAACAGAGAGAAUUGAGGAGACCGGUCGUCGCUUGGCAAAGUAUUGUGAGCGGUUCAAUGUUCCUUUUGAGUACCAUGCCAUAGCUUCACAGAACUGGGAGACUAUCCAAAUUGAGGACCUCAAGAUUGAUAGGAAUGAGAUGCUUGCUGUGAACUGUCUGUACCGGUUUAAGAACUUGCUUGAUGAGACUGAUGAAGGGACCAGUCCGCGGAAUGCGGUUUUGAACUUAAUCAGGAGGAUGAAUCCUGAUGUUUUUGUCCAUUCAAUUGUUAAUGGAGCAUACAAUGCCCCCUUCUUUGUUACAAGGUUCCGAGAGGCACUCUUCCACUUCUCUGCAUUGUAUGAUGCAUUGGAGAAUAAUAUAAAACAUGAAAGCCAGGAGAGGUUGAUGUUUGAGAGAGAGUUCUAUGGGAGGGAGGCUAUGAAUGCUAUAGCAUGUGAGGGCUUACAGAGGGUUGAGAGGCCGGAGACAUACAAGCAGUGGCACGUCCGUACUACGAGGGCCGGUUUCAAGCCGCUUCCGUUGAACCAAGAGCUCGUGAACAUGUUCAAGUCUAUAACGAUGGAAUGGUACCACAAGGACUUUGUACUUGAUGAAGACAACCGCUGGUUGCUUCUGGGAUGGAAGGGCCGGAUUGUCUAUGCUUGUUCUUGUUGGGUGCCGGCUUAGGAAUCUUGCGCUGGCUGUUUUUGAAAGCUCAUAAUCGAGGGAGGGCUCAGCCGGCUAUGAAACAUUAGGUAGUGUGCAAGGGAUCAUCUUCGUUCUAGUCUUAGUGUUAUCCUCUCUGUGUUGUAACUUCACUUUUUAUGUACCAAAAGUCCGUGUAUGCUUACAUUCUUCAACUAUCUAUAGGUGUUUGUAUAAUAUGUUGGAUACUUAAUAGCAGCGGUAAAAUAAUAGAACUUUUCUCUA